AUGAAGACUGAGCUCGACACAAUCCUCGAGGCCCUAUCCACUUGCGCAUCUGUCUUACAGGCGGCGCUUGAGGACGAGGGAGCUCCCUCUUUCAGGAGGGACGACCUCUCACACCACCCAUGGGACGGCGGCCUUCCAGGUCCUCGGGGCUGGUAUGCCCGGAAAGCCAUUGUCGGCCUCUGUCAGCGUAUCACGACCCUCGUGCAGGAUCCUUUUGAACGGUCUCAGAUCGAUUCCGCGGGCUUCGCUUUGACAGCCUCUUUGCAUACGGUGACACAAUGCGUUCCACCGACUGUUGCCGAGAUUGUACUGGCCAGUGGCAAGAAUGGGACGUCUUUGAAAGAGUUAGCAGAAAGAACAGAGCUGAACGAGACCAAGCUGCACUAUUUCAUGGAGAAGGAAGGAGGGUUCAUGGCCCCAACCCGCUCCACUAGGGCACUCCUCCCCGAAUCCUACGUCGGCGAUAUAGCUGGCCUCAUGAAUGCCGGCAUUGCAGCAGCGUCAAUGUUGAAGGAGACUGCAAAGUUGCCAUCGGACAGUCGGCAUCAGUGGCUCAAGGAGAAUCCGGAGGAAUUGGCGCCUUUCAGCCGUGCAAUGGACACCAUGGAAAAAAUGUUGGAUCCUGGACUUGUCGUCGACUUGCCAAUCGAAGAUUUCGGUCCGAACAUCACACUUGUCGAUAUUGGCGGGGGUGUUGGAGGAUUGACGAUGCAGUUCUUAAAGCGUUACCCUGGUUGGAAGGCAGUCCUGCAAGACCAGAAAGUCGUCAUUCCCCAAGCAGAAGCAUUCUGGAGGAAAGAAGCUCCCGAAAUCGUAGACGCAGGCAGAGUGACAUUCCUGGGGCAUAGCUUCUUUGAGCCGUUCCCUCUGCCGCCAGCCCCCGAGGAUUGCCCAUACGUCUUCAUGCUGAAGGAUGUCAUCCACGACUGGCCUGACGAUCUUACUACCAGGAUCUUAAAGGUAAGCAGAGAAGAGCAGCAUGAACUGGCGCUGAAGUAUAUCAGAACCUCCUGCCGGCUGCGCUGCCAGGACCCAAGCUCAUGA
This is a messenger RNA of Dacryopinax primogenitus, 1044 nucleotides long. Its product is annotated as S-adenosyl-L-methionine-dependent methyltransferase. The transcript has 4 exons. NCBI's taxonomy places the organism in Eukaryota, Fungi, Basidiomycota, Dacrymycetes, Dacrymycetales, Dacrymycetaceae. The record is from RefSeq and is a predicted model, not a curated record. Gene Ontology annotation, molecular function: O-methyltransferase activity. Bases 1 to 1044 code for a protein of 347 amino acids.